AUGUUGCAAGUUCCUUCGGGAAUGCAGCUCAUGCAGAUUCCAACUCAAGGUGGCGGCACUGUGACUGUCCCUUACUCAAUGAACGCUAAUAAUGAGAUUGCGUUCAGUGGAAUGCAACUCAGCCAACAAGGCUUCUGUGGUGCUCAAGUGCGCCAAGGAUUCGAUGCAACUCAAGCUCAAACUCCGCAGGUCAUGAAGACUGGCUAUUUUGAUACGUCAAAUGUCUUUCACGAUGCUAUCAAGGGAAAGGAUGAGAAUGGCAAUGAUGUCUUUCUCAUUCCAUGUCCUACUGGAACGACUAAUGUCAAACUUCAAUCCAACUGGCACUAUGCUAGUGAAAGUGAAGAUUUGCCAGAUCUUGCUACUGAAGCAGAUCAAGAGAGAAUUGAGCUCUUGGCAGAUGCAGACAAUGAUGUCGAUGAUAUGCCGGAACUCACUGUCAGAUUCCAAGGAGAUGAUGACUAUGAAUUAGAUGACGAUAAUUCGGGUAAUGAAGGCAAUGAAGAGGAAGAACCUAUUGUGGCCGAUUUGGAUCACCAUCAAGAAAAGGUUGAUAGAGGAACCGAUGAUAUUGGGAGCCUCGUUACUGAUCUGGAGGAUUUACAAGAACCGCCAGAAGAAGAGAUUGUAUUUGAGCCUGAAGAGCCUCAAGUAGCAAAAGUCACUCGAUCUGGGCAAACGUAUGCGCAAGCUACAAUGUCAGGGCUGAACCUUUCUCAGGUUCCAAAGAAAACAAGAAAAUGGCCUUCAAGCAGGAGUGGCAGUUCUGCCAAUAAGAACAAGAAUCAAGUUGCGACAAGACGCAAGCGUCAAGAGAGGGCAAUGAAACCGUUAAAGGACAAAUUGGAGUCUGGUAUUUGUACCAAAGAGGAAAGUCGCAGUACUAAAGACAGUAAAGCUAUCCUUGAAGCACAGCACAAUCUAUGUUUCCAACAGAUUGGGAAUGAGAUGAAAGCUGAUUAUGAAGAGCACGACGCUAUUCUGAUUGCUCGUUGUCGGCAGAUGUAUAUGGUAUGGCGGCUUGCUGAAGGCAAUUGCCACACUACCUCAUCUGGCAAGGUUCCUUGGUCUCCAAAAUUGCAGGGCUUCUGGGAUCGAUUGAGCCUCUGGAAGCUGCUCCUUAAAGGACGCAAGCGAUGUCGUGUGAGCUCACAAAAGGUCCGGCGCCUGAUGGAGAAGACAAGGCUGUGCAACGUGUGGAAGCAGACGACUGAUGAAUUGGAAGAGGCAUUGGCAGCUGAACGCAGGGCGUAUAAGCAAGCCAAACAUCAGGCAACCCAAUUGAGACGGGACUUUCUUACGGCUCAGACAAAGUAUGCAAAGAAGAAGAAAUGGAAAUCCCAGAAGGCCCACGAUAGAUUCCUUCGGUUACGACAAAUGAAGCAACAAGGGGAGGCGAGACGCCGUCGGCGCGCCCAACAAAAGGGAUCUACCGGGGGUUUACAGGCUAUUCAGAUUGAAGAAAAGUUACCAGAUGGCACUACGCGGCUGUGUACUAUCACUGAUCGUGCUCUGCUUGAAGAAGGUUGUAUGCAAGAAAAUGCGGCACAGUACGAACAGACGCGUGCUCCAUAUACGACUCCACCUAUGGUGGAACCCUUGUAUACAGCAUUCACCGGCGUUGAGGCUGAAUCUAAUUCCAUUGCACUAUUGGAAGGCCGCUACUCUCUGCCCGACCUUCUCGACCCUGCCACUACGGCCUUUCUUUCCCAUUGCCAAUUUCACAAGGGUCACUUCCCCGUACACCUUGAGGUUACCACCUCUGAUCACGUGUACUUCUGGUCUUGGAACCCAGAGGACAAGGGUUCUGAACCUCAUGGGUUGCACAACGGACACUUCAAGGCAGCGGCCCAGUCACCAGUUAUUGCCUCAAAUAAAGGUCACCGUGCUAUUAGAUACGCACGCAUAGUCUGUACGCGGUAA
Molecule: messenger RNA, 1923 nt
Organism: Cylindrotheca closterium
Lineage: Eukaryota; Bacillariophyta; Bacillariophyceae; Bacillariales; Bacillariaceae
Source: the annotation of a GenBank genome assembly